AUGGAACAGCUUGCUGGUCUGGACUUGCAGCCUCAGGCUCCUAAGAGUACUGGCCGCUACAUCCCUCCACAUCUGCGUAGGCAGUUGGAGUCCAAAGGUGAGGAUUCUAAGCGCUCGAGCUUAGAGUCUCGACCGAACGACACACGAGACAGUCGUUCAUCAUUCGGUGGCAACCCUAGAGCCGGCUACGACCGUGGUGGUCGGCGCGACGACCGCGACCGUGACCGCGACCGUGACAACGAUCGCGGCUACGACUCGCGAUACCCGCGCAGGGACCGCGGUCGUGACUCGGGCUACCAGAAUGGUGAUUCAGAGCGAUGGACGGAGGGCGAGCGCUGGGGGGGCAGCGGCUCGGGGGCCGCCAGCGGAGCCCGGAGCACACUCCCCUCGAGGGACGUGCGACGCGACGAGGACUUCAAUGAGCCUCCUCAGCCAAGGAACGAUCGCUGGAAGGAGCCGGAGCCGAGGGAAGACCGGCAGCACUCGCGCUGGCCCUCCGAUGACGUGCGGCGAACAUCCAAUCGCAGAGACGAGAACGAUUGGACAAUCCCGUUACCUCGCGACGAGCGGCAGGAGUUGGAGCUGUUUGGCACCGGCAACACAGGCAUUAACUUCUCCAAAUACGAAGACAUACCGGUCGAGGCUAGCGGGGACUCCGUGCCGGAAUUCAUUACGAGCUUCGAGGAUGUUAACCUGACGGAGAUAAUGCGCACGAACAUUGCAUUCGCACGUUACGACAAGCCGACUCCGGUACAGAAGUACGCUAUACCCAUAGUACUAGGGCGGCGGGACGUUAUGGCGUGCGCUCAGACCGGCUCGGGAAAGACGGCCGCCUUCCUCGUGCCAAUACUCAACCAGAUGUAUGAAGCGGGACCCGUCAAGAACGCUGGUCCGUAUCUCAAACGUAAACAGUAUCCGCUCGGUCUAGUGUUGGCCCCCACGCGCGAGCUCGCCACACAGAUCUAUGAUGAAGCCAGGAAGUUCGCUUAUCGCUCUCGUGUACGACCAUGUGUUGUAUACGGCGGAUCUUCAAUCCUGGACCAGUUCCGUGAGUUGGAGCGCGGCUGUCACCUGCUAGUAGCGACGCCCGGUCGUCUCGUAGACAUGCUGACUCGCGGGCGUGUCGCUUUAGACCACUGUCGUCACCUCGUGCUAGACGAGGCCGACCGCAUGUUGGACAUGGGCUUCGAACCCCAGAUCCGUAAGAUCGUUGAGGGCCACAACAUGCCCAAGACCGGCGAGAGGCAGACGCUCAUGUUCUCAGCGACCUUCCCCAAGCAGAUACAGGUCCUAGCUCAGGACUUUCUCCAUAACUACGUUUUCCUUGCCGUCGGCCGCGUCGGUUCUACUUCGGAGAAUAUCACCCAGAAGGUGGUGUGGGUUGAAGAGCAAGACAAGCGUUCCUUCCUGCUCGACUUACUAAAUGCUUCCAACCUACUACAACGUAAUAACGAAGAAGAUCAGCUCACCCUUGUCUUCGUUGAAACUAAGAAAGGAGCCGAUCAGUUGGAGGACUUUUUGUACGCGGAUGGGUACCCUGUGACGUCUAUCCACGGUGAUCGUUCUCAACGCGAGCGUGAAGACGCUCUGCGUCGGUUCCGUACGGGACAGACGCCGAUACUGGUCGCUACGGCCGUCGCCGCUAGAGGCUUGGACAUACCUCACGUGCGUCACGUCAUAAACUUCGAUCUGCCGUCUGAUGUUGAGGAGUACGUGCAUCGUAUCGGUCGUACAGGUCGUAUGGGGAACCUCGGUGUGGCGACUUCAUUCUUCAACGAUUCUAACCGCGGGCUUGCGCGAGAUCUAGUUGAAUUGCUAGUCGAGGCUAAGCAAGAUGUGCCCAAUUGGCUAACAAGUGCGGCUGUAGAUGGUCGUGCGGGUGGUGGCGGUCGUCGCGCCGGCAGUCGGUCCGGCGGCGGCAGGUUCGGUGGUAGCGGGUUCGGUGCCCGCGAUUUCCGUACUCAGUCGCGGCAGGCACCACGCUCGGCUGGACCGUCUACCAUCGGCUCAGGUGGUUUCGGCUACGGUGGGGGCGCGUACGGCGGCAACUACGGCGGUUCAUACGGCGGAGGCGGCGGCGGGAACAGCACCGGCCCUGACUGGUGGGGCGACUCUUAG
Molecule: messenger RNA, 2118 nt
Organism: Danaus chrysippus (African queen)
Lineage: Eukaryota; Metazoa; Arthropoda; Insecta; Lepidoptera; Nymphalidae
Source: the annotation of a GenBank genome assembly